Messenger RNA from Catharus ustulatus (Swainson's thrush), 2032 nucleotides. RefSeq names its product polymeric immunoglobulin receptor-like. Gene Ontology annotation, molecular function: transmembrane signaling receptor activity. The record is from RefSeq and is a predicted model, not a curated record. NCBI's taxonomy places the organism in Eukaryota, Metazoa, Chordata, Aves, Passeriformes, Turdidae. The transcript has 10 exons. The coding region runs from base 7 to 1935 and encodes 642 amino acids. Gene Ontology annotation, cellular component: plasma membrane.
AGAAAAAUGAUUUUGCUGGCGUUCCUGUUCCUGCUGGCCUCGCUCCCAGCUGGGUCUGUGAGACUCAGGUACCCCCCCAAGGCAGCCAUCUCCAGCCCCGUGUUCGGCCCCCGCCAGGUGCACGGCGUGCUGGGCGGCUCCGUGGUGGUGAAAUGCUUCUACCCGCCCACCCCCGUGAACAGACACGACAGGAAAUACUGGUGCAGGCAGGUGGGCGCCAGGUGUGCCACCAAGGUGAGCUCGGUGUACGUGGACCCUGCCUACCAGGGCAGGAUCUCCCUGAGCGACCACCCCGAGGCGGAAAACUUCCAGAUCAACAUCUCAGCGCUGGCGCUGAGCGACGCGGGCACCUACCAGUGUGGGGUGGGCGUCAACGGCAGAGGGCUGUCCCACACAGUCGUUCUCAGCGUUGCUGAAGCCCCGCCUGUUCCUGAGGCAGCUGAGCUCUUCUACGUGAAGCUGCACAGCACCUGGACCGUGUCCUGCAGCUUUGGGAAGGACACAGCCGACCAGAGGAGGUACCUGUGCAAGAAGGAGGAGGAAGGCUGCAGGGACAUCAUCAACAGCCACAAGGAAAUCGAUCCAGAUUUCACAGGCAGAGCUCUGCUGACUUUUGAGGAGCCUCCAGGCUCGUUCAGGGUCACCAUGACCCAGAUGGACUGGGAAGACAGAGGCUUGUACUACUGUGGAGUUGGUGAAUAUGGGAAAAACGAAAAAAUGAAGGAACUGGACGUGUUUGUCUACGAGGAUAAAAACUUCCCUAAGUUAAAGACCACAGUAACUGGAAAAAAUGGAAGCUCAGCAACCUUCGAGUGCCUCUAUGAUCCUCUGCAGAAAUCCUCCUCGAGGAUCUGGUGCAAGUGGAGGAUCCAGGGCUGUGACAAGAUCAUCGACAACGCUGGCUAUGUGAAGGAGGGCUACGAAGGGAGAGUGGCGAUGUUCGAGAACCCUGGAAACAAAACUGUCACCAUCGUCCUGAACCAGCUGCAGACCAGGGACCAGGGCUUCUACUGGUGCAUGUCAAACGAGCUGAAGGAGCAGCAAUCAUCCACAGAACUGAAGGUUGUGAAAGGAGAACCUGCACUGACAGGAGACAAGGAAGUGGAUGCACAAGCAGGCUCCAGGGUGAAUUUAACCUGCUCUUACCCCUGCAAGUAUUACUCCUUGGAGAAGUACUGGUGCAGGUGGAACGAGAGCGGCUGUGCCGUGCUGCCAGCGCAGGACCUGGGGCUGCCAGGGCCGGGAACCAGCUGUGCCACAUCCACCAGGACCGUGGUGCUGAGCUUUGACCCGGUGCAGAAGGAGGAUGCAGGCUGGUACUGGUGUGGGGUGAAGCAGAACCGAGUCCUGGGGGAGACCAUGGCCGUGGAGCUGCGGGUGAGCGAAGGUGACCGUGAUUCCAAGCACAGCCCAGAGCUCCUGGACGUUGAUUCCAGCCAUGAUUCCGGAGCUGCUCCCCUAGGAGGAUCCCACAGCGGCGCUGAGGUGCGGAAAGGAGCCGUCCCAGAAAGCUCUGAUGAAAACCGUGGCUCCAACACUGUGGCCUUAGUGCUGGGCCCUCUUGCUGGCCUGAUCCUGCUUGCUGUGACAGCCUUUGCCAUUGUCAAAUACAGGCAGCUGAAGAGAUCUGACCUGGUGUCCGUGGGGAGCUACAGGACCAACAUCAGCAUGUCAGACUUUGAGAACGUGAGGGACCUGAGCGCCUGCAACAGCGCCAAGGAGAUCCAGGAGACCCCGGUGGGAGGGGACGAGUUCAUCACCACCACGGACACUCAGCAAAGCGCCGUCGACACGACCAAGGCAAAAAGGAGCUCCAAGGAGGACGCUGAGCUCACCUACUCCUCCUUCCUGGCCACCUCCGAGAGCAUCGCCCAGGGCGGCUCCGUUGGGGACAGCGCUGUCCUGGACGUGUCCCCUCCCCAGGACCGGCUCUGAGGGGAGGUGACAGCACCUGGGACCGGCUCUGCCUUGAGCAUCACAACAUCAGCAAGCAACACUCUUCAUUGCUCCCACUAUUUGCUAUAGCUUGACC